Messenger RNA from Blastomyces dermatitidis ER-3, 5631 nucleotides. RefSeq names its product LCCL domain-containing protein. NCBI's taxonomy places the organism in Eukaryota, Fungi, Ascomycota, Eurotiomycetes, Onygenales, Ajellomycetaceae. The record is from RefSeq and is a predicted model, not a curated record. The transcript has 2 exons. Bases 841 to 2952 code for a protein of 703 amino acids.
UGGGGGGGCUGGCUCCGGGGGGAACGCCUACAGUUCCAGCGGACCAAUUAGGCGUGCAACCCCUAUUAGUUUUAGGGGUGAUUUCAGCGCCGAGUUCUCGAGUUCCGUCCGGUAUUGAGAUUUCCACUUAUAUUUCUACAAGGGCUCCUCCUCUCCACUCAUCCCGUACCGCCAGCCGAACCCUGAUACGCCGCGACGGGAUAAGCAGCGGGCCAGCCGCGACCAGCAAGGAAGGACAAUGUACUCCGUAGUACUCCGUACUGCGUAGAGAGAGGGGAAAUCGGAUGCAAAUCAAGGGGGGAAGAAAGCCUAGAAGGGCAGCUGAUGGGUUAAAAAUAGAUCGACAACCAAUAAUGGAAGAAAAGACGGUAACUAUGUCUCUGGCUGGUACCUUCCUAUACAAACUACUGCGGCGAUCUACCCCGGAGCUACUUCGGGAUUCGGCCUCUCUUCACCAUCCUGCUGACUAACUCCGCCCAACCGGCUGCCCUAUCCGCCAUUCCGCCUCACCUCCACUCCGCCACUCUCACUCACUCCUUGUCGCUCUACUCUGCCUCUUCUAUCUCUGCUGUUUCUGAUAUUGUCUGCUAUCUCGGUGCCGUGAUACCCCGAUAGACCCGCGUCGUAGUCGACUAUUCGUGCUGUCAUUCAUUCUAGUGUCCGUCUGCUUCUUCUUCUUCUUCUUCUUCUUGUUGGCUGCCUGGCGGUCUGAGUUAGUUGGUAAGGGUUGUUCUUGAUAUUUGAUAUUGAUAUCGUACAGAAUAAAUUCAUCUGAUCUAAUUCCCCCCUCCCCCCCCCCUCUCCCCUUUUCGUUACAGCUAUAGAUAGCACAGCGAAACUAUGGCCAGAGAACCGUGGGAUGAUGAAGAGGCACUCUCUGGCAGGACCGUCAUCACCACGCUGACCGACGAUGAGGAUGACCCUUAUACGGACGAACCUGAUGGCAUCCAACAACUGGGCAUGUCAGGAGGUGUUGAGUCGGCGCCCACUACCCUGCCCAUACCUGUCUGGCUGGCGGAAUCCUCCAAAUCUUUCCACUGGAAAUGGGUCCCGCUGCCAUUGCGCAAGGCUGCCCGUUCGACUGUGAAGUGGCUUAAAGGCCCCAAUCCGCCUCGAGUUCUGCUCCUAAAUCCACUUUUCCCUAGCAUACAGGCUAUGCCUGUCAAGCUCGUAGAUCGAUUCUUUCCGAAACGAAAGUACAAGAUUGGUCUUCUGUUGGCGGUGUAUUUUACCUGGUUUCUCCCCUGGGCGUUGGUCCUGAGGAACUCCGCUUCUGGUGGUCAUAUCGAGGGCUAUGGGAAACCUGCUCCGAUCAGUUGUGGUGCUAGCUACUGGGCUAAGGGAAACGAAUGCGGCCUCAAUGGGUAUGAAUGCCGGCCAUUUAACCGCUCGACUUUUGCCUUUCGAUGUCCUGCGUUCUGCAGUAGCCAUCUCGUCCUAGAGCCGUACGUGGUAGGCAAUGAGACUGUCAACUACCAAGCUCUGGUAGUUGGGGGUCCUAUUCCUGGCGCCUCGAGUGAUGAUCUCGAGGGUGCGAUCUAUCGAGCAGAUAGCCACGUAUGCCAGGCCGCAAUACACGCUGGAGUUAUCAGCGACUCUACAGGAGGUUGUGGAGUCGUCGAACUGACUGGCGCUGGCCAUUCGUAUUUCGCCAGCAAGGCGAAUAAACUCGCCUCAGUUGGCUUUCCUUCAACUUUCCCGAAAUCAUUUAGAUUCCUCCGUCUGCCGGGUUCGCAGUCAGACUGCCCUGGCGACUUGCGGUGGCCGUUGUUUGCGAUUACCGCAACCGCUAUUGUCCUAAUCUCCCUCUUUACGACCUCCCCCGCCGUAUUUUUCUUCACGACAUUUUUCAUGCUCAUUCUCCACGUGGGUCUUGUAUCUGAUCCGCCGGAGCUACACAGGGUUGCAGACCUAUUUUCGCUCUUAUGUUCCAGGCUUCUGCCCGCUAGCUUCAUCGCAUACGUGCUCUACAUCUACUGUGCGCGCCCUCUUUUAGAACCACUGGCUUCCCCUCCCGUUUACCAGUUCAGCAAAACAAUCCUAUACCUAGGUCCUGCGUUUGUUGGUGCUCUGAACAACUACACGUUUGCUCUAUGGAUCCCCAUCCAACGUCUUACCCCGCACGACAUCAAAGCCCAGCCAGGCGCGCCCAUCGCCCUCGCCAUCAUGAUCACUAUCAUCGUCUCCAUAGUCCUCGGCCAAGCCUGGCACAUCCGCCAAGGCGGCCAAUUCUUCCACUACCUAAAGAUUUACCUCUGCAUCGGCGCCGGCUUAAUUUUCCUCCUUGUCCUCCCCCAAUUCCGCCUGCGCAUCCACCACUACAUCCUCGCCAUGCUCCUCAUGCCCGGCACCGCCUUCCCCAUCCGUCCCUCAAUCAUCUACCAGGGCCUGCUCCUCGGCCUCUUCGUCAACGGCGUUGCCAGAUGGGGUUUUGCCUCCAUCAUCGAAACGCCAAGUGCACUAGGUGAACUUCCAGGGCCCGGUAGCAAUGGCUGGUGGGGCGCCACUAGCCCCAACAUCACGAACUCCUCCGUCCAUAUCUCGCUGCCGUCUGGCGACCAUGUGGAUAGGGGUAAUGGGAACAUCACCUUCCAGCUGUGGGAGCCGGAGCGCAUGGAGAAGCUGAAUGUGGACGGCAUCAGUGUGCUUGUGAAUGAUGUAGAGCGGUGGCGUGGGUUUGUGGACGAGGAUGUUACUGGGGAGUUUGUCUGGCAUCGGCAGGGGCAUCGGGGACUGGAUAUGUCCAGGCCGAAGCGUGCUGGUGUAGAAGAGUACGAGCAUGAUGAUGACACUGUUAUAUCAAUGCAGGAUCAAGAUGGGAAUGAGGAUCCGGCUGAGGAUCUGUUUUUCCGAUUUGCAUUUUUGAAGGGGUCGAAGGUCGGACUUUAUGGUGGCGUUGGUGUUUGGAAUAGAGAUGGCAGCUGGAUAAGUCCUCCGCCGCCGAGGACUUGAUUUUCUGAUUUUCUGAUUUUCUCUUUCUCUUUUUUCUUUUUUCUUUUUCUUUUUCUUUUUGCUUCUUCUUACACUCAUAUAUACAUUCUUCGCCCCUUCUGUUCCCUGCUCUUCAUGCUCACAAUUGUCUAAUUUGGUAUCCCCUUCUCUUUUCUUUUUUUCCUCUUUUGUUGUAUUGCCGCAAGGCAAUCAAGUAGUCAAACUAGCAUCAUACUUACCUAGACGGACGGUGUGGCGUUUUUAUAUUUGUUCAAACGUUAUCUUUUAUAAACUCGGUUUGUUUUUUCCCGUUUGUUUCCCCCCCUGUUCGCUGCCCUCACCCCCCCGGCCCCUUUUAACGCACCAGAACCACACGUAUCUGAUAUGGUUCUACAUGGCGAGUUGAGUCAAGUUGUUGAUUUAUGAUGUGAUAUGAUAUGGUGCUUGAGUGAUUUAUGAUUAUGCGGUUUUGUGCGUGAGACAGGUUAGUUACUAUACAUUAUAUACACACACACUCUCUCUAUAUAUAUUUGGUUAUCUUAGAAGAGGACCCGUGAUGGAGAGAAGUUAGAGAGUGGAUGAUAGAGAGGUUUUCCCUUUCCUACUCUUUUUCCACUUUUAUCUCCUCGGAAGGGCACUUUUUGCCGGACCAACAUGAUGGGGCCGAAGAAUCAAUGGCAAGGAGGCCUCUCAGUGCGCCAGGAGGUGAUGUCGGCCGGGGCACCAGUUCAAUGACUCCGUGUUUGACGAGGAUAUGCAGGAAACAAAGAUUAAAGAGGUCCCCUCAAAUUCCACUUGAAUUGAGAUCUCCUUGGUUUCAUUGACUGAGAUCAGUCAGCCCCAAAUCAUCCCUCCCACGGUCUCCUUGCGUCCUAACGCCGCUAACGACUCCACCUAAUCUGAGCUUCGAGCAAAAUAACAGCCUUGGAGACGAGCGGAUAAGGAUUUUACACCCGCAGGACGAACAGGCGAUUUCCAGGAUCCGUCUGACCGGCUUCUUCCGCCGCCAACGUCGUCUGUCUCUGUUUCUCUUCCCGGCAUAGAACCCGUUGCUCCAGAUGCGACAGAUACAACGAACGAACGUCCUUGGGAUAUCACACAUCUCUAUUCUCCCGAUUGUCAAUGGAAAAUCCGAAGCUCACGCAAAUCUUCAAGCCACCCAACCAAACGCAUCAUCUUCGAACGCUCGAGAGAAUCAAAAUCGGGUCGAUGUACAAAUUCUAAUCCUAACGGUACUCAAAGAGUCCAGAUAACGGUUCGACCGAGGCUUGUCUAGCCAUUAUACAUAGGGCGAGAUUGCAGCCCACAUCUAUCUGCUAUUACACCUAGCCAGUGAGAAAAAAAAAAAAAAAAUAAUAAGAAAACAUUAGGCGCGUUUGCGACGUGUAUUGGCGAGACGGAAAUGAGGAGCCUGUUAUAUUUAUGCCAUGAUUGAAUAGUUGUUUCUGAUAUCGGAAAUUACCAUCUUGAGAGUACUCAUAAUAAUUUCUUGGCUAAUCCUCCAUAGAAAUCUAAAUCGAUCAAUAGUGGUACCAAUUGACCACGUAAAAUCUGGCAUAUAAAAAAGGCUCUCAAAAUCUCUUAAUAUCUCAUCCAUUCGGUAUGCUCAACGUAUGGACGGACGUUCGCCGCAACUGAUGGACAUCAUUCUUGUAGUUCCUCACGAAAAUAGAUGGAGCUCCUGAUAGUGAAUUCCCCCCUAAAAAAAAAGAAAAAAAAAAGAAAUUACAAAGCUGGAGAGGGUAGGACAGAGUACGGAGUAGACGAAGAGGAAAGGGCUUUCGAGCCAACGCAUCAUCCUUUAUGCGUAUUUGUACCAUUGAUUUCUCCUUCUCCAAAGCCGCUUGAUGUACUUUCAGGGCGGUGAACUCACGGUCUCUCAUUUUCUGCCAACUUCCUGUAUCCGAUAAUGUAACGGUAGCUGUAGUCUUUUGCGGACCAAGCGUAGACUCGCCAUUUUUGUGUUCCACCACCUUUUGGUCCAUGAUUUUUCUUCUUGUUUUAUGUUUUCAGAUUCCAGUGGCGAGAUGGGCGUGAUUGCCUUUGCAAAAGAUCCCAGAUCUUCCACAUGAUCCAACCAGUUCAGGACUCCUUCCACAGACGGGGGUUCAGGAGGACAAGGCAGUGUGUAUUUGUUUUCGAUUCGAGGUGUUGUUUUUGAAGACUUGGCUGAAGCGUUGUGACCUUGGUAGCGGCUUCUUUCCUUCGCUGCCAUCACGGCCUUCAGGACCCUUCUUCCCGCCAUUGUCAUCGUCCCCACUCCCGUCAUUGUCAUCGUCAUCAUCAGUAUUUCACUUCCUUUUGCCUCCGCCUUUGCGGCGUUGGAUCUGGACGGCUCCCGAGCUGCAUCGAAUCGUUGAUUUGAUUCCGAACUUCCGGAGGCUAUGAGUUCAUGAUCUCCUACGAUAGGCUCGCGUACCAUUGGGGGGAAAGGCAACCGCGAAGCGCCUUCAAAACUAGAGUCUGUGGAUAUCCGCGGAACGGCUUGGGGAAUGGAGACCAGUUCAUUCCUGGGAAAGUAGUUAGUUAUCCACAUGCUAAAGAAGUAAACGCGGCAUAGUGUUCUGCUUGGAUCGACCCGUGGGCACGUCCUAUAUUAGUGGUAGAAUUUUUUGUAUUUGGCGCUACGGGGAAACCAAGGAGCUAAAGUGGGGACACCUGUAAAUCACCACCAGCGCCUGCUGGUAGAAGGGCCGACCA